This is a messenger RNA of Balearica regulorum gibbericeps (East African grey crowned-crane), 1838 nucleotides long. Lineage: Eukaryota; Metazoa; Chordata; Aves; Gruiformes; Gruidae. The record is from RefSeq and is a predicted model, not a curated record.
CGGAUGCCAGCGUGGACCUGCUGCCGGGGCUGUUGCUGAAGAGAGGCCAGACCUCAAUGGUGAAUGCCAAGAAACUGGAGAAGGCAGAAGCCAGGCUGAAAGCCAAGCAGGACAAGAGGAUGGAGCGGGAUUCCCUGAAGUCAUCUGGCCCUCUUGUCCUUGAGGAGGCAUCUGCCAGCCAAGCUGCCAGCAAGAAGGAAACUCGCAUGGAGUCAUCAGGCAAGAACAAGUCGUAUGACGUGCGCAUCGAGAACUUUGAUGUGUCCUUCGGUGAGCGCGUCCUCCUGGCGGGAGCAGACCUGAACCUGGCGUUUGGCCGACGCUAUGGGCUGGUGGGCAGGAACGGGCUGGGCAAGACCACACUGCUGAAGAUGAUCGCCAGCCGGAGCCUGCGCAUCCCCUCGCACAUCAGCAUCCUCCAUGUGGAGCAGGAGGUGGCAGGGGACGAGACGCCAGCGCUGCAGAGUGUGCUGGAGUGCGACACCACGCGUGAGAGUCUGCUGCGGGAGGAGAGGGAUCUGACGGCUAAGAUUAAUUCCGGCAGGGGAGAAGGGACAGAAGGUGCCAGGCUAUCAGAGGUCUACGCGAAGCUGGAGGAGAUUGAGGCAGACAAGGCCCCAGCAAGGGCAUCCGUCAUUCUCGCUGGGCUGGGCUUUAAUGCGAAGAUGCAACAACAGACAACCAAAGAGUUUUCCGGAGGCUGGAGAAUGAGACUGGCCUUAGCCAGAGCCCUGUUUGCCAGGCCAGAUCUCCUUCUGCUGGAUGAGCCAACGAACAUGCUGGAUGUGAGGGCCAUUUUGUGGCUGGAGACCUACCUGCAGACCUGGCAGUCGACCAUCCUCGUGGUGUCCCACGACAGGAACUUCCUGAAUGCGGUGGCCACGGACAUCAUCCACCUGCACUCGCAGCGGCUGGACACGUACCGUGGGGACUUUGAGAACUUCAUGAAGAUCAAGGAGGAGCGGCUGAAGAACCAGCAGCGAGAGUAUGAAGCCCAGCAGCAGUACCGCGAGCACAUCCAGGUUUUCAUCGACCGCUUUCGCUACAACGCCAACCGGGCAUCCCAAGUGCAGAGCAAGCUCAAGCUGUUGGAGAAACUGCCAGAGCUGAAACCUGUGGACAAGGAGUCUGAGGUGAUCAUGAAGUUCCCCGAUGGCUUUGAGAAGUUCUCCCCGCCUAUCCUGCAGCUAGACGAAGUAGACUUUUAUUACGACCCAAGUCACUACAUCUUUCGUUCCCUCUCCGUCUCUGCUGAUCUGGAGUCCCGCAUCUGUAUGGUUGGGGAAAACGGAGCUGGCAAGUCGACCAUGCUAAAGAUCUUAAUGGGGGAGCUGGCACCAGUCAGAGGGAUCAGACAUGCUCACAGAAACCUCAAGAUCGGUUAUUUCAGCCAGCACCAUGUAGAUCAACUGGACUUGAACAUCAGUGCUGUAGAGUUGCUGGCAAGAAAGUUCCCAGGGAAGACAGAGGAGGAGUACCGGCAUCAGCUGGGGAGCUACGGCGUCUCGGGGGAGCUGGCCGUGCGUCCCGUGGCCAGCCUGUCUGGAGGUCAGAAGAGUCGCGUGGCCUUUGCCCAGAUGACUAUGUCCUGUCCAAACUUCUAUAUCCUGGAUGAGCCGACAAAUCACCUGGACAUGGAGACCAUCGAGGCAUUGGCAAAGGCACUGAAUAAGUUCCGGGGUGGUGUAAUUCUGGUGUCCCACGAUGAGCGCUUCAUCCGCCUGGUGUGCCAGGAGCUGUGGGUGUGUGAGAACGCCACCGUGACCCGCAUCGAGGGUGGCUUUGACCAGUACAGAGACAUCCUGAAGGAGCAGUUCCGGAAGGAGGGUUUCCUAUAA